This is a messenger RNA of Ostertagia ostertagi, 273 nucleotides long. The record is from the annotation of a GenBank genome assembly. NCBI's taxonomy places the organism in Eukaryota, Metazoa, Nematoda, Chromadorea, Rhabditida, Trichostrongylidae.
GUCGUCGGAUAGCCACCGGUCGACAGCGACUGCUCAAACGAGGAUCUCCUAUGGGACAACAACCGUCACUCGAGUCCAGUCACAAGAGAAGGUCUCUCAGAACCCGUAAGCAAUCCAAAAUGCAGUCGCAUCAAGAUGACAUCGAGGAAAGAACGGAAGAAAAUCCGGCAGCGUCGGCGGCGCAGCGUGGCAGCUAUGCUCGCGGUUCCAUAUGGACCUUACGUACUGCCAUUCAGCAAAUGCCCGAAUUGGCUGGUGCUCUUAUUCAUGAAG